Messenger RNA from Meleagris gallopavo (turkey), 5482 nucleotides. Lineage: Eukaryota; Metazoa; Chordata; Aves; Galliformes; Phasianidae. The record is from RefSeq and is a predicted model, not a curated record.
GCGGGCGGGAGGGGGCGGUGGGGGGGGCGGUGUCCCGGCGGGGUUCACUGCGCCUGCGCCCGGAGUUGCAAGAUGGCGGACAGUGCGGAACUAAAGCAAAUGGUUAUGAGCCUUAGAGUUUCUGAGCUGCAAGUACUUCUGGGCUACGCAGGGAGGAACAAGCACGGACGAAAACACGAACUUCUCACGAAAGCACUGCAUUUGUUAAAGGCUGGCUGCAGUCCUGCUGUACAAAUGAAAAUCAAAGAACUCUAUAGGCGAAGGUUCCCCCAGAAAAUCAUGACACCUGCAGACUUAUCCCUCUCCAGCGUACACUCAAGCUCCAUGCCAGCAACUUUGUCUCCAUCUACCAUUCCACAGCUCAGUUACGAUGGCCACCCCGCCACGUCACCAUUGCUCCCCGUUUCGCUUCUGGGACCUAAACAUGAACUGGAACUCCCCCACCUCACAUCUGCGCUCCACCCUGUCCAUCCCGACAUCAAACUUCAGAAGUUACCUUUUUACGACUUGUUGGAUGAGCUGAUAAAACCUACCAGCUUAGCAUCAGAUAACAGUCAGCGAUUUCGAGAAACCUGCUUUGCGUUCGCACUGACGCCACAGCAAGUGCAGCAAAUCAGCAGUUCAAUGGAUAUUUCUGGGACCAAAUGCGACUUCACAGUACAGGUCCAGCUAAGGUUUUGUUUAUCAGAAACCAGUUGUCCACAAGAAGAUCAUUUCCCACCCAAUCUGUGUGUGAAAGUAAAUGGGAAACCAUGCAGCCUUCCAGGCUAUCUUCCACCAACCAAAAAUGGUGUUGAACCAAAGCGACCUAGCAGACCAAUCAACAUUACCUCACUCGUCAGAUUGUCUACGACGGUACCAAACACAAUCGUUGUUUCGUGGACUGCAGAAAUUGGAAGAAACUAUUCCAUGGCAGUCUAUCUCGUAAAGCAGCUGUCCUCUACGGUGCUACUGCAGAGGUUACGAGCAAAAGGAAUACGGAACCCCGAUCACUCGAGAGCAUUAAUCAAAGAGAAACUGACUGCAGAUCCAGACAGUGAAAUAGCAACGACAAGCUUAAGAGUUUCUCUUCUUUGUCCGCUUGGUAAAAUGCGGCUAACUAUACCGUGCAGAGCUCUGACCUGCUCACACCUGCAGUGUUUUGAUGCCACUUUGUACAUCCAGAUGAAUGAAAAGAAACCAACUUGGGUUUGCCCUGUCUGUGACAAGAAGGCACCCUAUGAACAUCUCAUUAUUGAUGGGUUGUUCAUGGAAAUCCUGAAGUAUUGUACAGACUGUGAUGAAAUUCAGUUUAAGGAGGAUGGCUCAUGGGCUCCUAUGAGAUCGAAGAAGGAGGUGCAGGAAGUAACCACAUCUUACAAUGGAGUUGAUGGAUGCAUAAGCUCUUCCUUAGAACAUCAGGUGUCUUCUCACCAGCAAUCAAACAAAAAUAAGAAGGUAGAAGUGAUUGAUUUGACCAUUGAUAGCUCGUCAGAUGAAGAGGAGGAGGAACCCUCUGCGAAGAGAAGCUGUCCUUCCAUAUCUCCAGCAUCACCAAUGAAUAAUAAGGGUAUUUUGAAUUUACCCCAUCAAGCAUCUCCUGUGUCAAGAACACCAAGCCUUCCUGCUGUUGACACCAGUUACAUCAACACAUCACUUAUCCAAGACUACAGGCAUCCAUUCCAUAUGACACCUAUGCCUUAUGACUUGCAAGGUUUAGAUUUCUUCCCUUUCCUGUCAGGAGACAAUCAGCCUGCGAGAGAAUCAUGGUCAUCCAGUUGCAAGUAGGAGCGGCGCGGACACGGCGUCUAUCUUUGGUAUCAUAUCAGACAUUAUUUCCUUGGACUGAUUUUUGGAGAAAACGAACUUGUCAGAGGAAGUCUUUGUGCUUGGUUUUACUUUAUGUUAGAAACAUAGACAGGUUUUUUUCCUUUUUUAGGGAAAAAAAUUUACAUGUACAGAGAACAAAACUAUAUUUUCAGUUUUACUUUUGUAUAUAAACCUAAGAUGGCCUCACUGAUAAAAAAUAACAAAAAAAAAAAAACAACACAAAGCAAAACACACACACAAAAAACCCACAAAAACAAGGAACUUCGAUUUUCUGGAUGCUGAAGAUUCUACACCUGUGCAUUUGUCAUGUGAGUUACUUUUUUUGCCCUUAGUUUGGACACAAAUGGCAUUAUUUUCUUCACAGUAACAUAAAUGGGAAAAGGAACUGAACUUCUGAAGUUCUAAGCUUCUAGGUUUUUUCUUUUUUUUUCUUUUUUUUUUUUUUUGUCCUCUUAGAGACAUCUAUAUUUGGUGGUGGAAUGAAAUUCCCCCAUCCCAUUUUGGUGCAGAUUUUGUUGUGCUUGAAGUGGAAUAAGCCCUACCCAGCCUGUUCCGUACCGUUCCCUCAGUUUGCAGUACAUAGCCUUUCAGGAGUGUUUAUUUGUCAUUUUGUGUUCUAUGUGACCCUCUGUUCAGCUGACUUUUAAUUCCAUGCUUUAAUCAAGCAUGUUGCAAGCUCGUUAGUGCACCAAUUAUUCUGGAGGGCCAGACUCAAUAAAAUGUCAGGCUGAGAAAUUUUUUGGCUGUGUUAUGUGGGACAAGACCAAAUUUGUAUAGAAUCUAGCCCCAGAGAAAAGCAGUGACACAUCUGACUGUAGGUUUUUGUUUCUAACAGCUUACUAUGAAAUCCUUUUAAAAUAACUUAAGAUCCUAAUCACAGUAUUAAGCAUGUGUCAGUUUGAAAUGUGUGGAGCUGCUUGUGCUUUAAGAUCAGCCACGCGUGCAGAACUGGCCCACUGGGUUGGGCCUGUCUUCUGGCUGGGAAAACCUCCUUUCAGCUGCAGUAGAUGAAAUUUCUGCUUAAAAGUGAACCUGUCAGCAAAAGGAAGAAAAUACAAAAUGCCAACGCUCUAUUGCAUGGUUUGUGCAGCUGAUAGUGGUCUUGGUACACUGUCUUCUGAGUUCACCUUCACCAAGUUAAGUUGAUAGUAAAUGUUUAAUGUGAGUCUGUUAAACCAAAAAAAAGCCCAGCGCCCUUCCCUGCACUUAAAUGAAUCUCUGCCUAUUGAAGUCUCUUAGGGUUACGGGGUUCCUAUUCAGUUUUCUCUUUUUGGCUAGGCAAUUAUUUUGAGUCCCCAUUCCUUUCAGUUCACUGACCUUGCACUUGGAGCCAUGUUUGCUUCCUGGUUUCACUUCUUUUUUUCUUUUAUUUUUCAGCCAUGUGUGACGUAGGAAAAUCUUUUUGUAAGAACUGGUGGAUCAUUUGGGCUGAUCCGUUCUUGUUACAGAGAAACUUGUAAAUAGCUGGAAUGCAGUUUUUCAGGAGAUUCUUUAACGUGAGAGUAGGGGGAGGGAAGGAGGUGAUUCUCUUGUGUCCCAAAGUCCGCGUCAGAGAGAAAUGAUUUCCUCUGGUGUGAAAACUAUUUUUGUAACUGGUUGAAAGUGCAGGUAACAGGUUUAUCAGGAAAGAGAGUGAGGAAUACAGAGGUUAGCAGAUGCUUGUCUGAGUUUUUAAUGUCCCAAGCUGUUGAUUGCAGCUGUAGUUGCUUUGAGCAUUGACGAGGGCCACCUUUUGCCUAUGAAGUUGUCUCAAAAUAUUGCAUUAAUUAAAAAAGGAAAAAAAAAAAAAAGAAGAAAAAAAAAGAAAAAAGAAAAAAAAAAGAAAAACACGUUAAUCCAAGUAGCAUUAGGUAUUGCUGUAUGAUCAGUUGUAUGGUUCUUUGAAAGGUUCACAUGAUUAUGUGGCAUCAAAAUUGUUUUUAGUGUUUUUACAGCAUCCCUCUGCCACUAAAUAGUUGACUUGAAUUUUGAAAACAAACGUUUGUGUUUAUAUGUAUAUGUGUGUGUAUAUAUGUAUUUAUAGAUCUGUGUGUGUGAGUUAAAAGUGAGUUAAAUAGUUUUUCCCAUGCAUGUGUAUUUCAUACAUAUCUGGCUGAUAUAUAUAUAUAUAUUUCACCAUACACCAAUUUUAUAAUUUAUUAAAUGUCAAGUUAAAAAAAAAAUAAAAUAAAAGGAUAGAAAAUGGGAAAUACUUAUUUUUUAAACUCAGUCUGAUUUCGAAGUGAUUAAACCUACAUUAGGAAUAUGUCUCAUACAUUUUAGUCGUGAGUACUGCCCGGUACCGCAGAGCAGCCGCGUCCUGUCCGUACCUUUUGUAAAGCGGAGCACCCAGAGACGUUUGCAGAGCUCAGCGAGGCAAUGUUCCCACUGACUGAACAGUGUGCUGAAGAGGAGCUGAGGAGCAGCCCGCGUCCGUUUCCACCACGGUAUUAAAAUCUUUUUCAUUCACAUAUAAAAGCAGUUGUGGCGAGCGUGGUAAGACAGGAUCUGGCAUCUUGCUGCCCGCGCUUGGAGAGUGAGGCCGCCUGGUGAUGUCUUCCACUCCUCCUGCGUUGCCCUGAAGGGAAGGAAGGCUGCUCGGUUUGCUGCUGCCAUCUCCGACCUCGUUGCUCUGCAAAGAAGGGAGAGAAACGUUCCCGAAACUCUUUGCGGUGUGAAUCCCAUAUGCUUUGAGUAUUCAUGUUUCACGCUGGGGUGUGCUGUAUAGUCGAUAAUCUCUGUGCCUCUGACCACAGUUAACGUGACUUGGUAGAAGUCUCAGUCUGAGUUCUCAAAGUUCCCUGCAAAUGGAACUUCGAUCUCCCCCGUCAGGUUGCCGGUGAGAAGAGCUGCUGCAAAGUGCUGCGGUGCGUGCCUGCUGGUGUGGGGCAGCCGCGGUCCUGCGCUGGUGCUUCGUGACCCUGAGUUCCUGCAGGGGAGGGAUGGGGGUGGGUGCUCUGUGCGGGCUCAGGGUGAGCACACAGCGAGGGCUGGACGUGCCUUUGGGGCCUGGUGGGCAUCACUGCUGCGUUGUAAGGGAAGAAACCACCACGUUGAACUCCAGUCUGCACCAGAUUGCAUUGAGAGCGUGUUGGUGCUGUCACCAUCACAGGUGUGGUAGCAGCCCCAGGCCGACCCACUGCUCCCCUGCAGGGUGCCUGAAUGGAUGCAGGGCUGAUGGGCGGCCAUGGAGCGGUGCCCAUCCGCAGCGCUGUGGGGAGAGCAGUGGGAUGGGAAUCCCUCACUGCAGGUUCACAUUUCAGGGUUUUAAGCACAUUUUAAAUAUAUUCAGAAAGGGUUUUGUUUUGUCAGUGUAACUGUUUUGGUUUUUUUCCUUUCUUUUUUUAAACAGAGCUUAGAUUUCUAACAAGGGAAAAUUGCUGGUGGUCCCCCAAAGUGCUGCUGUUAAUUGUUUUAAUUAACAAAGGGAAAAAAAAAUGUAUAUAAGCAGAAUAUUAAAAUGACCAUUAACUCAGAUCUGUCAUUCAUUGCCUUAAAACUUUCUCGUAGUUUCCAUACGGCAUGCCAAACCAGUACAUGGCUUUUAAAGAUGUAUAGUAGACCAAUGUCAGUUUGUAUAAAAGUACCAAGUGAAAAUAUUUAUUAUAUGCAUUGGAAAAAAACAAAUGGUUUACCUAUUGAAUGUUACCUGUUUAUGUAGAACUCUUUAGAUGUAAUAAAAAGCAUUCGGCUA